Molecule: messenger RNA, 1215 nt
Organism: Panicum hallii
Lineage: Eukaryota; Viridiplantae; Streptophyta; Magnoliopsida; Poales; Poaceae
Product: amino acid transporter AVT1I-like
Exons: 4
Coding region: 1-1215 (404 amino acids)
Biological process (GO): amino acid transmembrane transport
Cellular component (GO): vacuolar membrane
Molecular function (GO): amino acid transmembrane transporter activity
Source: RefSeq, a predicted model, not a curated record
AUGGACAUCACUACUGCUCAUCCAGAACGCGGCACUGGUUUCCUCAAAACUUCUUUCAAUGGAAUUAACGCUCUCUCAGGGAUAGGAAUUCUAUCCAUUCCUUAUGCCCUGUCCCAGGGAGGAUGGCUAAGCCUGAUCGUCUUCGCCGCCAUAGCGAUCAUCUGCUACUACACGGGGAUCCUGCUACAGCGGUGCGUCGACUCCAGCUCAAGGAUCAAGAACUACACUGACGUUGGCGAGGUUGCCUUCGGCCGGAAGGGCAGGAUCCUCGCGGCAACGGUCAUGUACCUGGAACUUUACCUGGCCGCCAUCGACUUCUUGAUCAUGGAAGGCGACAACCUGGACAAGCUGUUCCCAGCAGUGAGCUUCCGCGUCACUGGCCGCCUUACGCUCACCGGCAAGCAAGCGUUCGUGCUGAUCGCGAGCCUGGUCGUGCUCCCGACGACGUGGCUCCGGAGCCUGGGCAAACUGGCCUACGUCUCCCUCGGCGGCGUCCUGGCCUCCGCUGUCCUCGUCGCCGCCAUCUUGUGGAUUGGAGCGUUCGACGGCGUCGGCUUCCACGAGAGGGGCGUGCCCGUGCACUGGGCGGGGCUCCCCACUGCCAUGAGCCUGUUCGCCUUCUGCUUCAGCAGCCAUCCGGUCAUCCCGAAGCUAUACCUCGGCAUGAGAGACCGAAAAAUGUUCCCAAAAGUGUUGGUGGUAUGCUUCGCCGUUUCCGCUUUCGGCUACGGGCUCACCGGCGUGGCCGGCUACCUGAUGUACGGCGCGUCGACGCAGUCGCAGGUGACACUAAACCUGCCGCCGGGCAACCUGAGGUCCAAGAUCGCCAUCUACACCACCCUAGUGAACCCGCUGACCAAGUACGCGCUGUUCGUCAUCCCGAUCGCGGACGCCGUCGAGGACAGCCUCCGGGUCGCCGACAGCCGGCCGGUGAGCAUCGCCAUCAGGACCGCACUGGUCGUCGGCACCACUGUCGCCGCGCUUGCUGUGCCACUGUUCGGCUACGUCACCAUGCUCACCGGCGCGCUCAUGUGCAGCUCGGUCAUCAUGCUGAUGCCGUGCGCGUGCUACCUCAAGAUCAGCUCCAUGACGUCCAGGAAGCUAGCAGGGUUCGAGCGGGUGGCGUGCGUAGGUAUUAUGGUGCUUGCUGUGGGCAUCGCUGUUGUGGGCACGUACAUUGCACUCAAACAAACAUAUUUAUUUGGUUGCUUAUAG